AUGAUCCCGACUGCACAGCAGAUCAGUGUGCCGCCUGAUCCAUGGUCGGGAGUGCUACCCGGCUCGUUCACCUUCGAGUCGGAAUAUGCGGCACAUGCUGUCUCCUUCAUGCAUGAUGAACCUGACAUAUUACCUCUCAGAGAGCUCUUGGCCUCUAUGGACGUGAUGUUGGAGACCUUCAAGCCGUGGUACGAUACCCAGGACGAACCGAUGAUGGCGGCCGACGCCACUCCCAUUCAUCCCGGGACUAGCGUCUCGACGGGGAUGCUUGGUUGGCCCGACAAUUACGGCGCUGAAGAUAUCGCUUUCAGUCAUCCAUGGGAUGCUUCCCCAAACGCGCCUUCCUCUCUAUCGACGCCAUACUCCGAAGACUCGCUGUCACUCUUGCCUAACUCUCCUUCCCUGAUAGACGCUCUGCCUGAAGUUGAGCCCGACAUCGCCUCCAGUCAUCCAUGGGACGAGUCCCCAAACACGCAUUUCUCUCUAUCGUCGCCAUUCUCCGAACACUCUUUGGCGUUCUCGCCAAGUUCUCCUUCGUCGGUACAGUCUCUCCCUGAGGUUGAGCUUGUUGGAUGCGCUUUCGCGCAUAACCAAAACAAAACUCACCGUGUCGAUCAUGUUGAUUCUUGCGGAUCCCCCUCGGACGGACAGAACACCGUCCAGCCAAAUCACGAUCCUGGUAUCCUCUUCCUCACCUCUGAAUUCGAUGUUCUUCCGCCAGCACAUGCGUCCACCAUCGUCACGCCCUCUUCCGCGGGCCCGGCGACGACUAUCUCCACCGGAACUCCAGACUAUACCCCCGAUCACCCCUCGAACGCCAGCAGCAAAGAGAGCGGCCCGCGGCGCUCUAGCAGGCUUGCACAGCGGGUACAUAAGCGGUUGCUCGACGACACUGACAACAGCCUCGAAGACGAGUACCUACCUGGCAUGGAUGAUGGCGCGUCCAGGGACACGUCGCGCGCAAAUAAGCGCAGACGUACAGUGGAUCGGAAAGCCGACGGCUCUAUUGACCAAGGUGCCAAUCUGCACUUCUGUCCCAUUUGCGGUAGGGGGUUUGGACGCGAGCACGACAUGAAGCGGCACGUCGAAACGACCAGGCACAAACAUGCCUUGACCGAGGAGGAGAAGGUCAAGAUCUACGCUGUGAAAGACGAUGACAAGCGUUGGUGGUGCGCUUGGUGCAGGGAGAUUAAGGCGCGCAAGGACUCUCGCGUGAGGCAUGAAAGGCACUACUGCGAGAUCAACCCCGAUGUCGUGCCUCCACCGCCGAGGGUCGUCAAGAAGGCCGCCACUGGAAGGUCGCAGCAGCGAAAGGGGACGGCCGCGCGCGCCAGGAACGCUGCACGCGAUGGAUUCUAUUAG
Molecule: messenger RNA, 1362 nt
Organism: Punctularia strigosozonata HHB-11173 SS5
Lineage: Eukaryota; Fungi; Basidiomycota; Agaricomycetes; Corticiales; Punctulariaceae
Exons: 3
Coding region: 1-1362 (453 amino acids)
Source: RefSeq, a predicted model, not a curated record